Molecule: messenger RNA, 5647 nt
Organism: Puntigrus tetrazona (Sumatra barb)
Lineage: Eukaryota; Metazoa; Chordata; Actinopteri; Cypriniformes; Cyprinidae
Product: taste receptor type 1 member 1-like
Exons: 6
Coding region: 646-3144 (832 amino acids)
Biological process (GO): G protein-coupled receptor signaling pathway
Cellular component (GO): membrane
Molecular function (GO): G protein-coupled receptor activity
Source: RefSeq, a predicted model, not a curated record
AACUGGUUGUGUAAUGUGACAUUUGUAUGAUUUAGAUUAUUGGAAGAUAUGCAAAAGCAUUUAAAUUAAUGCAGGAACUGGCUUAAGCAAAUUGAAUGCAAAUGUAAAAUAUAGGCGAAUAACCUUCCUAUUUUAAGGUUAUUGUUUGCUUAAUUUAGUGGGAUUAUAUAAAAAAACAAUGUUUCUGGUUUUUGUCUAGUCCAUUGGAAAUUGGCAUUUUAGUCCAAAGCAAGGGUGUUAACUUUUUUUUUUUUUUUAAUACUCAAAAUGUGAUGUAACCACGGUAAUCGCAUUAGUUCAAGUCUCAUAAUGUAUACACAUUGCCCUUUUUUAUUUCCUCACCAUUUCUGAACUGAGAAGCCUUUGUUACUCUAAUCCAACUAUAAAACCACCACAGAGAGCGCAGAAGGUUACAGUUUCUUUCACAAGAGUUUGAUUUAAUUUGUAAAUUUAUGUACAAAGAGAUGUUUGUGGUGUAAUGCUCUACUUAAUAACUGAUUGACAUAUGCUUUGUGAGUUUAGAUAUGUAAAAAUUAAUUUGAAUCGGUGGUUUAAGCAAAUUAUCUUAAGAGUACUAAAUGAGUCUCACUUCUCUCAAACGGCUAGCCACUGCACAUACCUGUUACAUGACCAGCAUCUUAAAUUAUGUUUCUCAUUAGAAUUUGCGUUUUCCUUUUGUUUUUUACCAAUGGUUCCUUUUUCAAAAUUUCUUGGCCACAUUAUACAUCUGACUUCAGUCAGGAGGGAGAUUAUUUAUUGGGUGGACUUUUUGCUUUGCAUGAAAUUGACCAAGUAACACCUCUUUUCACCCCAGAGAAUACUGAAUGUUUCAGGCACAGUAUAUCUGUAUCUGGUUAUCAGAUGUUGCAAGUGAUGAGGUUUGCUAUUGAGGAGAUUAAUAACUCCACCACUCUUCUGCCCAAUGUUUCUCUGGGCUAUGAAAUUUUUGACCAUUGUUCUAAUACAAAGAACUUUCGUUCAGUUUUAACUUUUAUCUCAAAUAAUGGCUCAAUAAAACCUAAAGAAAAACUCAACAACUAUCAUCCUAAAGUGAUUGCUUUUACAGGGCCAUAUGGAAGCACAAGGACUAUUACUCUUGCACCACUGAUUACAAUGGGUCUUAUACCAAUGGUGAAUUAUGGAGCCUCUAGCUAUGCAUUAAGCAAUAAACUUCAGUACCCUACUUUUGUAAGAACUGUUCCUAGCAACAAAGACAUGAUAGAGAUGAUAAUUCACAUCAUACGUUGGUUUGGAUGGAACUGGGUUGCCUUUCUUGGUAGCCAAGACAAUUACAGUUCAGAUGGACUAAAGCUGUUCAACAAGUAUAUCAGCAAUACUGGCAUUUGUCUGGCAUAUCAAGAGGGUCUGAGCCUAAAUGCAAACUAUAGUCAAACGCUUAAAAAGAUUGAUAUGCUCAGCAUCAAUGUCAUUGUUGUUUUCGCUGUACCACAAUAUGCAGUCAACAUAAUCAAAACAGCCAUAACAGAGAAUAUCCGAGAUAAAGUAUGGAUUGCGAGUGAAACCUGGGCUAUGAAUCAACAGCUUCCAAGAGAGCCAGGAAUUGGGAAAAUUGGCACAGUUAUUGGCAUUACGGACAGAUUAUUGUCUUUGCCUGGAUUUGAUCACUUUGUCUAUAAAGACAGAAGAACAAUGAAUGCCUAUACAGCUGUGAGUAACAUCCAGAGUAAGAGUAAGGCAUGUAAUCAGGUUUGUGAUUACUGCCCAUUGUUGACUGCAGAAGAGAUUAUAAAUGAGAAUCCCUCAUUCUCCUUUGCCAUUUAUGCUGCCAUAUAUACCAUAGCUCAUGCAUUACAUAACGUUCUGCAGUGUGACGUGAAUGUAUGCCGAAACAACACAAAGGCUAAGCCAUACAUGCUUAUGAGAGAAAUGAAGAAGUUGGAUUUUCCACUUAAUAACCGUCAGGUGAAAUAUGAUGAAAAUUAUGAUCCAACGAUCAGUUAUGCAGUUGUGCACUGGCACACUGAUGUGAAUCCUCCUCAGUUUGAGAUGGUGGGCACAUAUGACACAUACCCAGAAACUACUUUUACCAUUGACAACUCUCUCUUGCCCUGGCUUACCAAUGAUUCUAUUCCUUUCUCCAACUGCUCUAUUGAGUGUAAGCCAGGAUAUUCAAGGCAACCUGAAGGUUUUCAUAGUUGCUGUUUUACAUGUAAAAAAUGUCCACGUAACAGCUAUGUGGAUUAUUCUCGGGACCCCUAUACCUGUUUUCCAUGUUUAGAGAGUGAAUGGUCUGACGAGGGCAGUACGACAUGUAAAAAACGUAUCGUUGUCUAUCUUGAGUUUGCAGAAAUAUCCUCUGUCAUUGUUAUGUUUUCUGCCACAUUCCUAAUUAUUCUCCUUAUUACCAUACUUUGCCUUUUUGCCUACAACUUCAACACGCCUGUGGUAAAGUCUGCUGGAGGCAGCAUGUGUCUUCUCAUGUUAAUGUGUCUGAUAAUGUCUAGCAUAAGUGUGUUCUUUUUCUUUGAAAAACCCACAUUUGUAUUUUGCCUCCUUAGAAAUGCCAUAUUUGCAUUUUUCUUCACUAUCUGUAUUUCCUGUUUGACUGUCCGGUCCUUUCAGAUAAUUUGUGUUUUUAAAAUGGCUGCUCAGUUUCCUAAGGUGCACAGCCUGUGGGUAAAGCACAAUGGACAGUGGCUCUUCAUUGCAUUUUCUUCUUUUAUUCAUUUCAUUUCUUGUGUGAUAUGGAUGACCGUCUCUCCUGACAAACCCAUUGCUGACUCCUGGACUUUUAAAGACCAAAUUAUGCUCAUGUGUGAAAUGGGGAAUGCAAUAACCUUCACCAUAGUUGUGUUUAUAAGUUGGUUUCUUGGUCUCCUGUGUCUCAUAUUUUCUUACAUGGGUAGAGAUCUUCCAAAAAAUUAUAAUGAGGCCAAAUCAAUAACCUUCAGCCUAAUUUUGUAUUAUCUGAGCUGGAUUGUAUAUUUCACUGCAUACCUUUCUGUCAAAAGCAAGUACAUCAUGCUUCUGAAUGCAAUGGCUCAGAUAUCUAGUAUAUAUGGAAUUCUCUUCAGUUAUUUCAUACCAAAAUCCUUCAUCAUUGUAUUCCAGCCACAAAAGAACACUGCCGCAUACUUUCAAACAUCUAUUCAGAAUUACACCCAGACCAUUAGUAGGACUUAGAUGACAAAAAAGAUGUAGCAUGUAGCAUGAUCAAAAGCAUGUAAAGAUUAACAUUUGAAAUCAACCCAUCCAAAAGAAUUGCACUUCUAUCUCGUUGAAUGUUUUGCUUUUUAAAACAGACAUUUGACAGAUGAAUACAUAUUGUUUUUUGACUAAGUACCUUGUAAAUAUUAACAUAAUAAGAACUCGUUUAUGUGGUUUAAUUUUUGGCUUAAGGUCAGACUGUUGAUCAAGUUAUCUUAACUCUUAAUUUCAAACUAAAGCAACAAUUUAACACAAUAAAAAGAUUAAUUUGAAGAUAUAUGUAGCUGUUGAUUACAUGCUAGCAUUUACAUCUAAGAAUGUUCCUUUUCACAUGUAAAAUUUUCAAGACAUUCAUAGCAUACUAAUUAAUACAUAGGAUGAAUACAUUUGUGAUGUUUGGAUUGCUAGUCUUGUGUGUUUGAUAUCACACUUGUGUCCAUCCAAACCCAAAUUUAUAACAGUAUAAAUAAAUUUUAAUUACAAAUUACAUUAUAAGCAUUAGAUUUUUGCUUUAAUGGCUGAAGACAAUUUGACAUUUUAUACAGCGAAUAUUAUAGAUAUGGCAAAGAAAGUUACCACUGUAAGUUUUGCAACCACUUUAUUUUGCUAUAUUUCGCAUUAUAAAAAAAUGUUCCAUCUCACUGCAGGUAACAAUUAUUUGCAGAGUUUAACUGUAUAACAAAACACUGCAUUAUUUCCUGAUAAUACAAUGUUCAAUGUAUAAAAAAUUAAAUCAACAAAUUAUAUCCAUGUUUUAUACUUGUGUGCGUGUUUUGCAAUUAUGAUUUAUUCGGAAGAAACUUUCUCCUCAUUUCUCAUUUUCUUUUUUUUUUACCUUUAUACAGGGCAUUUCCCAUUAAUACUUACGAUCAUACGCUCGGUACAAUGCGGCUCAAGGCUCAGCGCAAGUGCGUUUGCUAGUUUCAGUACGACUCAGUUAUCAUUUUCCAGUCCCGUUAGCCAAGCGACACGUUAUUUAACUAGCAUAUGCAUUUACGCCUAUUUGUGCGCCCAUGGACCUCAAACAACUGAAACAUGUCUAAAUUCAGUGGCGCAGUAUUCAUUCAUUUAUUUUUGUCUUUUAAAAAGUUUGUUAGUAGAUAAUGCGCUUCUAGGCGGAUCCAAAGCGCACUUUGUCUUUGCUUAUUACACCCAGGGAUGAGCAGCAGCACAUACAUAUAAUUGUGUGUAUCAGAAUUAUUUGCAUUUCACAUUAUUUCUAUACUUAAUAAGUAUAAUGACGCAGUAUCACUAAGCAUAUGUAAUUUCAACAAAACAUCACUCGUUGAACUCCUCGGUUUAAUCAGUGUAUUUUAUAACUCGCUCUUAAAGGCAAUGGGAAAUGAGACCCUAUUACUUAUUAAGAUAACAGGGAUAAACCAUUUCAUCUUCCGUUUUAAUUUCUUACUUUUGACCUUUAAAUUAAAUUAGCUUAUAAUUGUGUUAUUGCUAUUAUCUAUACGUUAUUAAAUAAGCAAGUCAGCUUAAAAAAAAAAAAAACAUUUAUCAUUUAUCAUCAUUAUAGUAAAUUUGACAGAAUCACUGUUUUACAGCGGAUCACUGUGUCCAGCUAGAGAACGUGCCUUACAACAUUUACUCUGUAAAGGAUCUCAAAAUCCAAAAUAUAGUGAAAACACUCUUAAUUACUACAGUAACAAGAUCUGCAGUUCAAGACAUUAACUUACAAGCACAAAACACAAGAUACUUCUCUUUUCAAUAUAAAUAUCAUUGGAUAAAUCUAAAACAUAUGGUUAUCACGCAUAAACACAUGCUUUCAAACAUUCACAAAAGUUGCAGGAAGAGAGAGCGGGGAAAGAAUACGUUCAAGAGAAUGAAAAUUUGAAAUCCCAAGUUUACAGCAAUAUGUGCAAUUGCAUAGACCUGAACAACCAUCAAUCACUUGAUUAACCCUUGCUUUGAAUUCUUCAGUGAGGUUAAAGUUUACAUUAAUUUUACCAGGGUGUUGCGAUUAUCCUCCCAUAAUCAUAAAUCAAUAAAUGUUAUCUCCUUGGUCACAUGAUCCAAAUACUCCUGCUUUUGCAGAGCGUAAUUUUAGACAUGAUGUUGUUUUAUGGUGCUCAAAUCUCCUGCACCUUCUACCUUGUUUAGUUUAUCCUCAGGUAAGGUAAAGUAAGUCGAGUCUGUCCUAUCUCUCAUAAGCAUUUAAUCAUACUCACAAGACAGGUCACAGAAGACUUCUCCGUGGUCUGUUCUGCUCUGGUAUUGAAAUCAGUCUUUUGUCAGGCGAGCGUAUUGGUUAUAAUAAGAUAUAGUUUUAUUAUAUAUAGGUUAAAUACAAUAAAACACUAAUAUAAAAUAGAAAUAAAAACAAAGUUGUAUAAUUUGCAAGCUCGAUCGUUCGGAGGCGUCGUGGCGAGGCUGUCUGGCAUCAGAGAAGCGUGUCGCCGAGGUGCAGCUUUAUCUUCUGGCCCACUUCUAAGUGCAACCCUCCUAUAUAGACUACAGGUGCAUGUCAACA